Molecule: messenger RNA, 420 nt
Organism: Penaeus vannamei (Pacific white shrimp)
Lineage: Eukaryota; Metazoa; Arthropoda; Malacostraca; Decapoda; Penaeidae
Source: RefSeq, a predicted model, not a curated record
AUGGCUCCAGAAGUGCUAGUUAUCAAGGAGUCAUUUACUAGUCCAUUGUAUUCAGUGAUUUCUCCAGAUGGUUUGGGCGAUCAGGGGCUAGUAGGUCAUCCAGGACAACAGUUCAUCCAUUCAACCACACCAGUAAAGAAUCAUGCUUGUACAUACUGUCAGAAAACGUUCAAUUGCCGGCACAAGUUAGAAGCCCACAUGAGGACACAUACUGGAGAGAAGCCAUUUGCCUGUCACUUCUGUUCGUACCGCAGUGCACAGAAAGGUAAUCUACAGCUACACAUCAGGACUCAUACAGGGGAGGAGCCCUUUGCCUGUGUCCAUUGCCCAUACCGAACAAAAAACCAGAGCAACCUCAAUACCCACCUUCGGAAUAAGCACCAAAAUGUUAAAAAUCAGAUGUUAGGGUUUAGAGAGUAG